Molecule: messenger RNA, 645 nt
Organism: Bemisia tabaci
Lineage: Eukaryota; Metazoa; Arthropoda; Insecta; Hemiptera; Aleyrodidae
Source: RefSeq, a predicted model, not a curated record
UCAUGUUGUGACGUCGCGCCAGGGAACUACGAGAACCAAUCAGCAAGGGCAAAAAAGUAGACUCUUGCAGCUUUACGAUUCGCAGUUUUCUGAACUUUGACAUACAACGGACACAUUGCUUUUCAAGACCGCAGGAUUCAACAUUGUGAUUGUGAACGUGAUCUUUGAUUUUUCAAGUAAUUUUUCUUGGUUAAGCUUCAAGUAAGGCUUUGGAAUAUCCGUUGAACUAAUCAUAUUGACAUUGAACUUAUGAAAUCUCUGUUGUGUGUCACCAGUAUUUUCCUCGUGGUUCUCGCGCCUGGAACACUCGAAAUAUAUGCAUUCCAACCGUCCAGCGCAGUGGCUACAGUCGCUGACACCAGCACCCUGACAGCAAGCUACUCACCUCAGGGAAUCAGUCUGACACCUAGGUGUCUAUGGCAGUCUUUGUUCAAGAAGAAGAAGAAAAAAAAACAGGAAGCCAAAAAAACAAAAGACUUGCUUGAAUUUAAUGGUCCCACCAGCAAUGGAAAAGGGGUGCCUUACCCAUUAACACCACCCCAAAAUUCGCCGAACAAAAGAGGGAAAAAAAAGGGUCGCAAAAGUAGAAUGUCACCUAACAGGCCAUCUCAAGGAAGUGGGCAAGGAUAGGACCACGCACGGAAA